AUGUACGGUCGCUCGUGCCGGAGAUCUUCUUCCUCUUCCUCAAGUUCUUCUUCUUCUAGCGGCGGUUCUUAUCGUGCUCGUGUUGUACCAGUUGGAGUCGCAACAAUGCCAAUCGGAUAUGGAGCUGGCCCACCACCACUUGGAGCUGGAUAUGCCCCACCACCACUUGGAGCUGGAUAUGCCCCACCACCACCAAGGCCAAUGGGGUCCGGAUAUGCCCCACCACCACCAAUGGGAGUUGGAAUAGGAGCAGGAGUAACUCCAGGUAUGCCAGGAUACGUACAACAGGCUCCACCACUUCCAAAUCAACAAUACUCGUCCUAUGGACCACCACAACCAGGACUUCCAACACAACCAUAUGGUUCAAGCAUGUAUCCAAACACUCCCGGAUAUCCACAACAGCCAUAUCAAAUUGGAACUGGUGCCACUCCAGCUGCUCCAGGUAUGUAUCCACCACCACCACCUGGGCAAUAUCCACCAACUGGACAGUACCCACCACCACCAACUGGAUACCCAGGAUAUCCAAGAGGAUAUUAA
This is a messenger RNA of Caenorhabditis remanei, 537 nucleotides long. RefSeq lists its product as uncharacterized. The transcript has a single exon. Lineage: Eukaryota; Metazoa; Nematoda; Chromadorea; Rhabditida; Rhabditidae. The coding region runs from base 1 to 537 and encodes 178 amino acids. The record is from RefSeq and is a predicted model, not a curated record.